CGUAGCUGCGAACCGCAACAAGCCCCUCGUCAUCCCUGGCCGUGCUCCCGGUGGUCAAGGCAGCAAGAUCAUCGUCAGCAACCUGCCCACCGACGUUACGGAGGCUCAAGUCAAGGUGCGCAGCCUAACGAUAGGGAGGCUACCUCAUCUUCUUACUGACCUCCGGGCAUCCUCAUCCCCGCUGCCUUCCAGGAGCUCUUCUCCACCACCAUUGGUCCUCUGAAGCGCGUCUCCAUGAGCUACCGCGCCAAUGGCUCCUCCACUGGCCAAGUCACCAUUGAAUUCCAGCGACCUGACGACGCUGCUCGUGCCUACCAGCAGUACAACAACCGCCUCAUCGAUGGUAAGCGCGCCCUCCGCGUCGAGACGGUCGUUGACCCUGCCCGUGCCGCUGCUGCCCAAGCUGCCAUCGCUGGUCCCGCAGCCGCUGCUGGUGCUCGUGCUGGUGCUGCUGCCGCCGCCGCUGCCCCUGGUCGUGGUGGCCGUGGUGCAUCUCGUGGUCGUGGCGGGCGCGGUGCUCGAGGUGGCCGUGGCGCCGGUGGCUCUGGCGCUCGUCCCAAGAAGAGCGCCGAGGACCUGGACGCCGAGAUGGAGGGUAAGUUGCGCACAAGGGACUCAGCUCUUUUGUCAUAGAUGACCACCAGCUGACCCUGCGUCUCCUUGGCUUCGUGUAGACUACGCUUCUGGCAAGACCGAUGGUGCUGCUGCUGCCCCUGCUACGAGCAGCUAAAGCGCAAC
Jaminaea rosea is the source of this 738-nucleotide messenger RNA. RefSeq lists its product as hypothetical. The transcript is spliced from 2 exons. The record is from RefSeq and is a predicted model, not a curated record. Gene Ontology annotation, molecular function: mRNA binding. Gene Ontology annotation, cellular component: nucleus. Gene Ontology annotation, biological process: mRNA export from nucleus. NCBI's taxonomy places the organism in Eukaryota, Fungi, Basidiomycota, Exobasidiomycetes, Microstromatales. Bases 235 to 633 code for a protein of 132 amino acids.